Molecule: messenger RNA, 903 nt
Organism: Camponotus floridanus (Florida carpenter ant)
Lineage: Eukaryota; Metazoa; Arthropoda; Insecta; Hymenoptera; Formicidae
Product: flavin reductase (NADPH)
Exons: 5
Coding region: 222-827 (201 amino acids)
Source: RefSeq, a predicted model, not a curated record
UUGAACAAACAAUAGAAACGAUAAAUAAUACCUCUAUUGCAUAAGGAAGAUAAGCUGUAUGUCAAUCUGUAUUAUCAUUGUUAUCACCGGUGCGGUUAUUAACAUAUUCGCGGAUGACAUCUCGUUUUUCUCGCGAUGCGCGCAAAAAUGAUUCGUCAUUUUUUAUCUAUCGACACUUAUAACCGUGCGUGCGGCUACGUGUUAACGCAUUAUUCGGCGAGAUGAAGCGAGUCGUGAUAUUCGGUGCUACCGGAAACACCGGCCUUUGCUCUCUGACAUCGGCCGUGGAAAAUGGCCUGGAUGUAAGAGCCUUUGUAAGGGAUGAAGCCAAAAUUCCUGAGAAUCUUAAAAGUAAAAUUGAAUCGGUCGUCGGAGAUGUCACUAAUGCAAAACAAGUUGCAAAAGCGGUAGCUGAUCGAGAUGCUGUUGUUGUAGUCCUUGGAACUAGAGCAGACUUGAGUCCUACUACUGUGUUAUCUGAAGGCUUAAAGAAUAUAAUAGAUGCCAUGAAAGAGCACAAUGUUGAACUAAUCUCCGUAUGUCUAUCUGCAUUUUUAUUUUUUAAACCUGAAGCAGUGCCUGCUAUAUUUAGGGAUGUGACUGAAGAUCAUCAACGCAUGUUUGAUAUGAUCAAGACAAGUGAGCUAAAAUGGGUGGCAAUAUUACCACCGCACAUAACAGAAGCACCAAAAUCAAAAUAUAUUGUUACAUUUGACUCUUCGCCUGGACGCUUAAUUUCCAAACAUGAUUUGGGCGCGUUUCUCGUAGAGUGUCUUACAAAACCUGAGUAUUACCAAAAAAUCUGUGGUAUUGCCACCACUUCAUGAUGUAAGAAGAAAUGGAAGGAUACGUAAAUAAUGAAAUGCAUGCAUUUUUCUAGUGAAAAAAUAUAUUAAAUAUAUA